This is a messenger RNA of Acanthaster planci (crown-of-thorns starfish), 5016 nucleotides long. RefSeq names its product ankyrin repeat domain 55 (gene ankrd55). Gene Ontology annotation, molecular function: protein binding. Gene Ontology annotation, cellular component: cytoplasm. The record is from RefSeq and is a predicted model, not a curated record. NCBI's taxonomy places the organism in Eukaryota, Metazoa, Echinodermata, Asteroidea, Valvatida, Acanthasteridae.
UUAAUCAGUUGUUUUCAGUUACGAAAACUUCGAAACGGUAAAAAAAAAUGAAAAAGAAAGACCAGACGACGUCAAAACCACGCAUGCGACGACAAAAAGCUAGAGCGCCCUCCGCUGUCGCCGAAAACCAUGUGGGAAAACGAUGUUGAUGUUUUCCUAGCCUACGUACAUGGUGGAUUAGACUAUUUUCUGCUGGGUUGCCCUUUCUCUGAAGAAUUGUUUUCCCACAGUAUUGGUAAAUUCUGGGUUUUAUUCUAAAGGUUUGCAUGUGGACGGGUUUUACGAAUCCCUCGAAAGCUGAACGGCACCAGUUAUGAGCAUGAGAACCCCCGUAGCAUUAGUACCACCGCUGGCGUGACUAGCACAGCAGUGUUGGCUUGCCGUGCAAGUUCGAGUGCUUGACGUCGAACGCACAUCAUCAUGUGAAAUUCUGAGUAGGCCUAGAAUUGACAAGAGGACAAUCUCCUGAGACUUGCCUCAUCCAAACACACAUGCACAGAUAUCUCACGUCCAUUCAUCAUUGAUGAAGUUAUCAGCCUGAGACAGUGACUCGGACAAACACAUCUCAUCCUGUGAGUGCUGGGAGUUGUCAGAUGGAUUGCAGGGUGUUGGAGGGUCCAUGUCAAAUCUUAUUAUCAACAGCAGUUGACCAUGUUUUCAACAUUCGGCUUCUUGGGACGCAGGACUAGCAUGGAGUUUGCCAAUUCGCCCCACUCUUCCUCAAGAACAGAAGAGCAAGACAGAGAUUCUCUGGAGACUGAGGAUGGAUCUCAAAUGAUGGCCCAUCAAGCAGCAGCCACUGGUAAUGUACCACUUCUUAUGGAGGCUGUCAACCAUGAUCCAAGUGCCUUAGAGAGUCAAGAUGAAAAAGGAAUGACACCCCUUUCUCGUGCAGUUAUCAAUAAGCAGCUAGAUAUGGUCAAACUUCUGGUCAAGAUGGGUGCAGAUAUUAACAUCCAAGAUGCUCUUGGGAGGACACCUCUCUGUUUGGCUGCUUAUGAGGGUUGGUACCAUGGUGUGAUCUACCUGUUACGUAGUGGAGGCAAGCAAGCAAUAGCAGACACAAGUGGCCGUUUGCCUCUGCAUGCCGCAACCCACGACAAAGACUCAAGAACUCUGUCAGCCCUUCUUCAAACUCUGACCAUCGGUGAUGUCAAUGAACCUGAUAAUGAUGGCAUGACUGCUUUACACUGGGCAGCAUUCCACAAUCGGCCUGAGCAUGUACAGUUACUCAUGCUGCGAGGUGGAGACCUGUACAGUGUCGAUGUAGACGGAAAGACUCCUCUUCAUUGGGCAAGCCAGAAUGGUUGCCUGGCCUGCUGUUCCAUCAUGGCCAAAUGUCGCAGUGGAGGUGCUCCAUUGAUCAACAUGUUGGAAGGCUCAGGCAAGUCCUGUGUACACUUAGCAGCAGCAGCAGGUUAUAGCAACAUCUUGGAGGAGUUUGUUGAUGUUCCUGUUGUUGAUUUUGAGGUCCUCGAUCCAGACGAUAGGACACCUCUUCAUUGGGCGGCUGCUUCAGUUCAACUUGAAUGCGUUGAGAUCUUACUACAGUUAGGCAUUGAUCCCUCCCCCCAUGAUGUCAAUGGGGGUACUCCUCUUGACUAUGCUAAGCAAACAGGAAACCAAGAAGUUAUCCGAAUUCUACAGCGAGCAGGGGCUCAGUUUGGUACCAUAGCAUCCGUAUCGUCGAGAGCAUCCCAGGAUGGGGAUAAGAUUGGUGAAGGAGACAGAAAAGAACCCUGGAAGAAACGGUUUGGGUUCAUCAGUGAGUGGUUUAACCGCCGGAAAAAUGGUCUGAGGUACAAAUCCCCAUCGGAGGAGUCAGACGGACCAAAUGGUACCAAAGAGUGGACAGUGGUUGCCAAGGCAACUUCUGAUCAUCCAAACUAUGCAGUGAGAUACAGUGAGGCAGAUUGCCACAGUGAUCACAUUGCUGGAAGCUCAGAGGAAGACUUAUCAGAAGAGGCCCUGCAUCGAGAUGUUGUUGGCAGGAUGAGGAGUGUGCCUCAUGGAAGCCAAGAAGAUCUACAAGAUACCACGCUCAGCAAAAGAAGCAUGAGUGAAGAUCUGAGCUAUACAAGAAGGAACUCAUUCCCUGUCAAUGGAGAUGGUUUAACUGCAGAUACCAUAGAUACAUGUAGGUCCUCACGGAGAGGGUCCGAUAACAUCCUCAGAGCAGUAUCACCUAUGCAUGUUGAUAACAUCCAGCUUAAAGGUAACAUCCCUGAUAAACACAACUUGCUGCCAACAGUCAGUCCUCUGCCCUCAUCAGUUCUUAUAAAAGGUCCAGGGUCAUCCAAUGAGGAGGUCCUGUCUUUAGGUGAGGUGUCUGUGCCAUUAAGGCCGUUAUGCCGAGACCUACCAGAUGCUGACACCGUACAACGCCAUGCACAGGAGAUCCUAGAUGCUCAAAGAAGUGAGAGUUGGUUGAGCUCUAGUAACAGCGGCAGUCGUAAACCAAUACCAAGUCUGUGCGGCCGAAGUUUGUCUCAGAAAAAUCUCUACAUCUCAAGUGUUCCCAAACUGGCUCCUUUAACAUCAAGGCCACCAGUGUCACCAGGAACAGGAGAAUCCUUUUUCUCUCUGUCACCUCAACGGACGACAGCCACAUCUCCAUCAUUACUGCUGCCAUCAGACAUGCAAUCUUCUAGCAUGCCAUCUCAUUACUUGCCAUUCAAACAACGAUCUCUUUCAAUAUCCUCAGAUGCUAAAUAUGGUUCAUGUCCAACAAUCAAUCAGAAGGGUCUCGCCAGUAAGACCAGCAACUUGAAAAGUUCUCGAUUGGAAGCGCUGCAGCCAAUUCAACCACACGAUACAGAGAAAAGUGAAAAGAAAAAGAAAAGGAAGAAACCAAAGCCCCUGACUGCUGCCAAAUUCCAAGACAACAUUGACUCUGCGGACUUGACUAGACCUGCCUCAGCCGAGCCAGCAAAGAGUCACCAGUUUAGCCAAUCACUGUCCACAACACUAGAAGUAGCAACAGCUUCUGUAAACUCUAUAAUCAAAUCCUGAAGCUCAUCACUUGUCUCAAGUCACCUGCAAACAUUUCCAAGUCAAAACUUUGAUUUGCAUAUGCCAUUAAAAAUGGAAAUUUCUUGCAGACAUCACAACUGACAAUAAGCAAACUGUAGAUGUGCCAACCACACUUAUUGUACAGUAAGAGUGGGCAACAUUUUCUCAGAUACAUGUAGAUACUUAAAGGAUUUCUUAAACCCUCUCCACAUACGUAAUGCUAACAACCUGUCAUUGAGUGAUUUUUACAUGUAAUGGGAAAACUUCCCAGCAGAUAAAUUUCCAACUUCAAAGUGUGGAAGUUUUUCUGGAAAAGGCAAAAGUAAAUAGAGGUACUGGAAAUUGUGGGACACUUAACCCUAACCCUCCUCAAUCCUUCACCUGUUGGAGGAUUGAGGAGGGUUAGGGUUAAUGACACAAAUUUGCAUCGUGGGAAAUUUGUGUUGCAAUAAGGGUAUCUUUAUCUUUCUUUAGAAAACACUCUGCUGUGUAUACAGAAAAAGAAAACUUCAUUAACUGUCCAAAUAUUGUAAAUAGCUCUGUUGACUUAAGAGAUGAUUUUUAUAUGUAUGUAUAUAUAUAUGUAUACAGGUGACUUCACACUCGGCAUUGCAUGGUUGUACACUGAUACGUAAGUCUUAAAGAAAAAAAAAAUUCUCUGCACAAGGAAAUGUAAAGUGCCAUUGAUUUUAUAACACUCACCAGAUCAACUAUAUUUUGGUGCAAAUGUUGUGUGUGUGUAUUUAGAAUGUUUUCUAGUCAAGUGCAAUUAUCUUUCAUCAUGUUUAAUCAAGUUUUUAAACUGCCACAUUGAUGAACAACUCUGCUUUUCUAGCCAACUAUUUAUUCGUUUAUGUUUUAUUUAGAUCGAUAGAGGACUGAACAUUCUCAAGUGAGUCUAACAUUAUUUAAACUGUGUAGAAAACACUUAGUCAAAUCAUGGAGGGUUUUUUGAGGAAAAAACAGUUAAAAGGCAAAUUAUUGAGAUUCUUAUUGGAUAUUAAUUUACAGCUCAAGUAUUUUUGUAAAGUAUUAAUCAAAAAUGAGUUUAUACAAGCUGCCUUUUUUCUGAUUUCCAAUCUUUCAUAGUCGCACCAUUUCCCUUUAUACAACUGAUAUUUUGUUAUGCUUAUUCUCAGCAAUCCUACCAAGUAUAUGGGCAAUAUCUUUAUCAGCAACUGUAGAAAAGAUAGGGAAAUUCAUUUAUAUUAUUUAUUGCUUUUUGUAAGCAUCUUUAACAGUAGUUGAACACAGUUUCCCUGAGGUUUCUCCUACAUGUAUGCAUGUAAUUAGAGGACAGGACAGUUUCUGAGUUGUGCAGGUUGGAUGAAAACCCAGGUGAUUAGUGGUCCUGUAAUAACAACCCACUCAGUGUGGGAACUAGAAAAUGGAACUUCCAUACUGAUCCUAACAAGUGUAGAAUUAGGAUUACAAAGGUUGGAGGACAAGGAUGUAACCAUGAAGAGAAGAAGUCAAAAUAAGCUUUUUCUCUUCCACAGCUCAAUAUUUUCUAGUACUGGUGCAAUAGUAACACAAUUAGAUUUUUUAUUGGCCAGAGUUGUAGGUAGUUGAAGGCCCUUUAGUAACGUUUUAUUGCCAGAGUAUUCGAACAAGGUAUUCCAAAGCGAACAACAUCUGGUCGCCAGGAUUUCUGAUGUGAUUAAAAAUUGACAAUACCUGUCGCAUCUUCUGUGUUUUUAUGAUCAAGUUUGCCAUCUAAUAGUAGAGGGCGCCCUUUGUUAAUACAUGUACGGCACAAUGAUCUUUGUUUUUGUUUUUUUCUAAGUAAGCAUCAACACGGGUUUAGUACACGUAUGCCAAUCUACGUGUGUAAUACAUGUGCGUGCAGUACUGCGAAGUGGUGAAGUGUUAGGUUGUUAUAAUUUGUGUGAAAUAUAGAAGAUUUUAUUUAUUUUAAUGAAAAGGCUUGAAAAAUGUCUCUUUUGAUCCAAAUGUGAAAUGGUUGACCCAAAUGGAAAACAAUUAAAUUGAUGUAUGAAUUGA